Molecule: messenger RNA, 2531 nt
Organism: Phycodurus eques (leafy seadragon)
Lineage: Eukaryota; Metazoa; Chordata; Actinopteri; Syngnathiformes; Syngnathidae
Product: gastrula zinc finger protein XlCGF57.1-like
Exons: 2
Coding region: 251-2119 (622 amino acids)
Biological process (GO): regulation of transcription by RNA polymerase II
Molecular function (GO): RNA polymerase II cis-regulatory region sequence-specific DNA binding; DNA-binding transcription factor activity
Source: RefSeq, a predicted model, not a curated record
CGCAAGCACACGGGCUUCACGGAAUCAUGUACUUCUUCCUAAAUUAGCACUGGACGGACUGAAGCUUCGAUACAGUGCGUCCAUCACUACUUUAUUGGAGUCGAACAUCAUCCAUUCGAAUCUCCGCGUCCGGUUCAACUCGUCUCGGUUCACUUGGAAGCUUCUCGGCGUUGUUUAGCUUAGCUUAGCGUAGUUUAGCUUGCUAGCCGCUAACGGAGGAGACGUCAGUUGUUGUGAUUAGCGUGCGAAAAUGUUCGCAACAACCACAGCUGAGUACGCGGAGGAACUUUAUGGAGCAAAAGAGGAGAAAGGGCGUCAACGUCGACUACCCGACGCGUUUCCCAAGCAUCCUCGAGCUUUGUUGCACGCAGCAGACGUCAGGGAAAAAUAUCUCGGUCCCGAGCAGGAGGAGCCCGAGUUCCCUGAUGUCAAAGAGGAGGACAAAGAGCCCCGUCACAUCAAAACGGAGGAGGCGGAGGAGCCGCUCGACGUCAAAGAGGAGGAGGAUUUCACAGAGAUGCCAGUGACUUGUUUCGUUUUGAAGAGUGAAGAUGAAGGGCAAGCUGAGGAGAACAGAUGGGCGGAGCCUCCAAGCAGCAGCUCAGGUCAACGCAUGACAACGGAAGGCGACGCUAACCACUGUGGAGGAUCACGAGCAGACAGCCACUUGGCUCCAAUUUCCGACAGUGACGACAUAACGUCACACUCUCAUGACACUGAUGAUGAUGAUGAUGACGACGAACAGUCUGAAGGUGGUUUGACAUCGAACGCUAACAAACGCUGGAAAUGUUCCCAGUGUGGGGAAACGUUUGUAUCCAAGUCUCUUUUGAAAACACAUCUGAUACGUCACACUUUAGAAAAACCUUUUGCGUGCUCAGAUUGCGGCAAAAUGUUUUCUCAUAAGGGACACUUGAAUACACACACAAGAAUCCACACUGGCGAGAAACCUUUUGCCUGCUUAAUCUGUGGUCAGAGAUUCUCUCAGAAGGGAACCUUAAAAACACACAAAGGAACUCACACUGGCGAGAAGCCUUUUGCCUGCUCAGUUUGUGGUCAAAGAUUCUCUAUAAAGGGAAGCUUAAAAAUACACACUAGGACACACACGGGAGAGAAACCGUUUUCCUGCUCAAUGUGUGGAAAAAGAUUUGCUCAUAAAGGAAGCUUAAGAUCACACAUAAGAACACACACUGGUGAGAAACCUUUUGUCUGCUCAGUUUGUGGUCAAUCAUUCUCUGAAAAGGUAUACUUAGAUAUUCAUAGAAGAAGUCACACUGGCGAGAAACCUUUUGUGUGCUCAGUUUGCGGUCAAAGUUUUUCUCAGAAGGUACACUUGAGAAGACACACAAGAAUGCAUACUGGAGAGAAACCUUUUGCCUGCUCAGUUUGUGGUCAAAGAUUCUCUGAGAAGGGAACUUUAAAAACACACACAAGAACACACACUGGAGAGAAACCGUUUUCCUGUUCAGUGUGUGGGCAAGGAUUUUCUCUGAAGGGAAACUUAAGAAGACACACAAGAACACACACUGAAGAUAAAACUAUUGCCUGUUCAGUAAGCAAUCAAAGAUUAUCUCAUAAGGGAGCCACAGGAACACACACUAGAGAGAAACACUUUGCCUGCUCAUUUUGUGGGCAAAAAUGUGCUCAUAAGGGCAGCUUAACAUCACACACAUUAACGCACACAGGCGAGAAACCUUUUGCCUGCUCACUUUGUGAGCAAACAUUCUCAACAAAGGGAGUCUUAAAUAGACACAUUAGAACACACACUGGUGAGAAACCUUUUGCAUGCUCAGUUUGUGGUCAAGGAUUCUCUGAAACGGGAAGUUUAAAAAUACAUAAUAGAACCCACACUGGUGAGAAACCUUUUGCCUGCUCAGUUUGUGGUCAAAAAUUCUCUCGGCAGGGAACCUUAAAAAAUCACACAAGAACACACACUGGUGAGAAACCUUUUGCCUGCUCAGUUUGCAGUCAAAAAUUCUCUCGUAAGGGAACCUUAAAAAUACACACAAGAAUGCACACUGGCGAGAAACCUUUUGCCUGCCCAGAUUGUGGUAAAAGAUUCUCUCGUAAGGAACAGCUUAAGAAACACAAGUGUGCUGGUGAGAAUAACAGUGAUCAAUGAAGAUUUAAUAAUUUAUUUAAUAAAUUUUUGAGAUAUUUAAGAAUGAAGGCAAUUACUCUUACUCUGAUUUUAAAUAGCCUACACUCUUGUCCUCUUGGCUCCUGUGGACAAGUGUUGAGAAUUUACACUAAAUAACUAAAAGCAAUAUAUCGAGAAUGUUCAAUUUUAUUUUUUUAUGUCCAUAUCAAGUGAAUGAUUGGUUGAAAUAGACUUUGAAUAAACUAUAACUCUAUAAUGGAAAAGUGUUAAUCUAAUUCUGAAUAAAGUACAGCUCUUUAAACAGUGAUAGUACCUCAAUUAACUUAACUUUCCCCAUUGAAAUGUCACGAAUUCCCCCCCCCCCCCCAAACGCCAUAUUUGUUGUUAUGUGUUGUUGAUGAGGAAAAAUAGCACUAUAUUGUAUAAUGAUAUA